Perca fluviatilis (European perch) is the source of this 7994-nucleotide messenger RNA. It is a transcript of the gene tdrd6a, whose product is annotated as tudor domain containing 6. The transcript is spliced from 19 exons. The record is from RefSeq and is a predicted model, not a curated record. The coding region runs from base 455 to 7522 and encodes 2355 amino acids. NCBI's taxonomy places the organism in Eukaryota, Metazoa, Chordata, Actinopteri, Perciformes, Percidae.
ACAAAAAGGGGGGGGGGAAACGUUCAGUUUUUUUUACGGCAUGCGCGUGGUGUUGAGCUAAGCUAGUUGAGGUUAGCUAUUGACUAACCGUCACUAACGUCGGUUUGCUGUUUUGGAGUUUGUUGAAAUUGUGUCUCACCAGUGACAACAGUGUACAUUAGAACAAAACCACUAGAACUUCACCAGCAUUGGCUUGCUGACGUUACGGUUGAAUGUGAAACGUUUUAGGCGGUUGGGAUAACGUCAGCCCCGCCUCGGCUGUGUGGAUGUUAACGCGGUAAACCUGUGCUACUGCCAUCGCCGGGAGUGUAAGACAAAUCGGCAAGAUAUACUGAAAUAAAACGGAUUUCCCACUGCAUCUGCUCUCAGCAAGAUCAGGGCAGGCUCUGUCAUCGUCCGUGAACCUCAAAAUACAACAGACACAAUAACAUUCAGUGCUCAAACGUCUGUGUUGAUGAGAGGUGACAAAUCAUGGGAAGCUGGAAUUCAUGAAAUUGCCAAAAUGUCUUCAGUCCAAGGACUCCCUACACAUGGGUCAGAUGUAACAAUUCUCAUAACCAGGUUUCACUUGCAUCCCCAUUGUGCGCUUGUGGAGUUUUGGGGAACAUUUUGCCAGGAGAGGACAGCAGAUUAUGAGUGCCUUGCCAAAGACAUUCAGUCGCCUGGAAAAACAUUUCAAGAGUUUGAAGGAAAUCCUGGUGAUCAGUGCUUGGUUCAGAUUGAUGGUACUUGGUACAGGUCCCGCAUAGUCUCAACAAAUGGCUCGAAAUACAGUGUGUUCCUUAUCGACAAAGGAAAGACAUGGAGCACCACCACAAGUAAGCUUGCCUGGGGUAACAAGAAGCACUUCCACCUGCCACCCGAAGUGGAAUUUUGUGUGCUAGCUAAUGUGUUGCCAGUCUCGCCUGAGAACAGAUGGUCUCCUAUGGCUCUCGAAUUUCUGAAAUCUCUCUCCGGGAAGUCUGUGAAGGCACAUGUGCAAGAUGUACUGGUGGCGCACAGAACACUUCUCCUGCACAUCCCUUGCAUAUCCAAACAAAUGUAUGAGAUGGGAAUUGCCAGGAAGCUGUCUCCAGAUGUGUUUCAUGACUUUGUUCUUAGGUCGCUGCAGUCCAACAGUGGGGCUGAAGUGGCUCCAGAGACUUGGAUCUCCGCUGGAGCAGGUGAGCGACUUCACAAGAAAGAGGUCUUCAUGUACCCUGAGCUGCCAGCAGGAACUGUGGAGACCGUCAUAGUCACAGAAGUGACAAAUCCUCAGCGGAUCUUUUGUCAGUUGAAGGUCUUUUCGCUGGAGUUGAAGAAACUCUCAGGGCUAAUCACACAGUGCUGUGAGGGCAGAAUAACCAAUUGCAUUGUAAGUCCCGAAAUGAUUGGUUCUCCGUGUGCUGCAAGAGGAAGUGAUGGCAGGUGGUACCGCUCUGUUCUACAGCAGGUAUUCCCAACCAACAAUGUGGUGGAAGUGUUGCACGUUGACUAUGGAACAAAAGCGCUUGUUCAAGUGGAGAGUGUAAGACCACUGGCUGCAGAGUUCUUCAGGAUGCCCGUUGUGACUUAUGUCUGUUCCCUCCAUGGAAUCCUUGACAAAGGGGUUGGAUGGACUGCCAGCCAGAUUGACCAUCUCAGGGCCCUUCUCCUGCAGAAGACAGUGAUUGCCAAAUUUGAGUACCAAAGCAUCUUUGAGGGCGUUCACUAUGUCACUCUUUAUGGGGAUGAAAACACAAACAUUAACCGCUUGUUUGGUUCCAAGGAGAGCUGUUUACUGGAGAGUAAAAAAACACAUGGAGAUUAUGCCAUCUGUAACACUGCAUACAGCCAACAGCGUUCGCCUCAGCCGGAGAGUGAAAAAACACUUGGAGAUUAUGCCAUCCAUCGCACUGCAUACAGCCAUCAGCAUCCAGCUCAGCAAGAAGGAAAUCAAAGAAAGGUGCUAACUCCUGGAAAGGAUGCAGAGGAAAAAGAAGGGAAAGGCAUAGUAGGAAAGUUGCCAGCUGAAGACCUUGCUCUCAGUUCAUCGCAUGUGGCAGUUGUUCCGCACGUAUCUGACCCAUCACAGUUUUGGAUCCAAACACAGAACUAUGCAAAUGAGUUGGAUCAACUGAUGGAUAGCAUGUACCAUCUAUACAAAGAUUCAUUUACUACAAAUCUGGUGAGAAAUCCAACUGUUGGGCUCUACUGUGCUGCCAAGGCAGCCGAUGGUGAGUUCUAUAGAGCAACUGUGGUUGAAGUUGGUGAGACAAAAGUCAAGGUGUUCUUUGUUGAUUAUGGAAACACUGAAGUGGUUGACAGGAGUGACGUCAAGACCCUCUUUGACGAGUUCAAAAAGCUGCCAUCUCUUGCACUGAAAUGCACCCUGGCUGGUGUCAGGCCGAAAGAUGGCAGAUGGAAUCAAAGUGCCUGCGAGUUUUUCAUCAAAGCCGUUACUGAUAAAGAACUAACUGUACACGUGAUGGCAAAAGACAACAAAGGCUAUGUUGUCCAACUAACAGACCCUCAAGCUCAGGGAGAAAAAGAUCUUAGUACGCUGAUGUGUAGUUCUAGCCUUGCUGAAAGGGCUGAAACACAGAGACAACCCAUAGCUCAAAUGACCACGCAACCUGCUAUUCCACCACAACUCCCAGAUGCCAGGCUUUUAGGUGUACACAGGAACAAACUAAUGCCUUUACAAGCCCUAAACACAGUUGGCCCUGCCAGUACUGAACAAAUUCCUAUAUACAAGCAGCACAUGUUUCCCAUCGGAAGCGUCCUUGAUGUCUGUGUGUCCCACGUCAAAAGCCCAAAUGACUUCUGGUGCCAACUAGUACAAAAUGCAGGGCGCUUGAAAUUACUCAUGCAAGACAUACAGGCUCAUUAUGCAGGCACUGAGUUUCAGCCCCUUUUGGAAAACGCUUGUGUUGCUCGCCACCCUGACAAUGGUAUGUGGUACAGGGCCCUUGUUAUUCAGAAACGCAAAACGCCUGAUGCGGAUGUGUUGUUUGUUGACUACGGCCAGACGGAGACAGUCGCCAUCUCUGACCUGAGGAGGAUCAGCCCACAAUUCCUCGCUCUGCAUGCCCAAUCUCUUCGUUGCAGUCUCUUAAACCCUGUUGACCCCACGUCUGCCAUACAUGAGUGGAAUGAAGAAGCAAUAGCAAAGUUCCAGAGCUUUGUGGAAAUGGCGGCAUCCAACUUGGUGAGUUUAAAGUGCACCAUAUAUGCUGUCAUGUACAGUGAGCAGAAGAUUGUUUUCAACAUUGUGGAUCUAGAAACUCCCUUCGAGAGUAUCUGCACCACUAUGGCCAAUCUAUUCAAAAGUGCACCUCCCAAGAAAGCUGCUGGGCCAUCUUUCCGUCUGGACACAUACUAUUUCUCAACACACAACGUCAAAGUUGGAACCGAGGAACCAGUCACAGUGACAUGUGUGAACACGGUUAGUCAGUUCUACUGCCAGCUCGAGAGGAAUGCUGAUGUGAUAAAAGAUCUAAAUAUCAAAGUGAGAAAUCUCUGUCAUCAGCUUCAAAAUGUAAAGCUCCCGACAGUCUUUGGCACUUUGUGCUUUGCAAAGUACACUGAUGGGAAGUGGUACCGGGGACAGAUCAAGGCCACAAAGCCAGCGAUUCUGGUUCACUUUGUGGAUUAUGGUGACACCCUUGAGGUGCAAAAAUCUGACUUGCUUCCAGUUCCCAGAGAAGCUAAUGAUAUCAUGUCUGUGCCUGUGCAAGCAGUUGUGUGUAGUCUCUCUGAUGUCCCUGCCAAUGUUCCCAGGGAAGCGAACAGCUGGUUUGAGACGAGUUCUACAGAAGGUACAUUUCGAGCACUAAUAGUGGCCCGAGAACCUGAUGGGAAACUGCUGGUUGAACUCUAUCAGGGAAACACUCAGGUUAAUUCAAAGAUCAAAAAGUUGUUUGGGAUAGAGAUGCACACCGAAGACAAGGUUGUCCACCAUGGUUGGAGAGCACUUGAGGCUCCAGCAAAUCAUACACAACAGACUCCAAAAGUUGUCCCACAGCAAACUAAAGAAAUGGAAGAUCACCCUAUCAAGAAAAACGUCUGCGCCCCAAAAGCAGCGCGUCGAAUGAGGAAUGCCGACAUGAAUCUGCAGUCAGCCCCAAAGCCUUUACGCAACGCUCCGUUGGAGCUUUACAAACCUCCACACCAAAGGCAGUCAUGUAGAGCGACACCAAUUAAUACAGGAAAUGGUUCUACGCUGACCGGUGCCUUUAUCUCACCAGGAAAAGAGAGUCUUUCUACACAAACAAAACCGCUCAUCAAGUCCAAAUCACCUGGCACAGAGUCCCACACGGAAAGCAAUGCUGAAAAAUUCCCUAAACUUGCAGACCUGCCAUCAAAAUCUAUCACAUCGGAUAUGGAAGCAGAGGUUUAUGUCUCGCACUGCAACAGCCCUUUGAGUUUUUAUGUGCAACUUGUCAGAGAGGAGGAUGAAAUAUUCUCCCUUGUGGAAACUCUAAAUGAUCCCGAAUCCACCCCACAAACCAACGACGUCAAAGACUUGCGACCCGGUGACCUUGUUCAAGCGGAGUUUGCAGAUGAUUCCUCUUGGUACCGAGCGGUUGUCAAAGAGAUCCACGGCAAAACAAUGGUUCUCGUCGAGUUUGUGGAUUUCGGAAAUACGGCAGAGAUGCCAAUUUCCAAGAUAGGCCGACUCCAAAAGACUUUCUUGCAACUUCCCAUGUACAGCACACACUGUAUGCUGAGCGAGGCUGCAGGUCUUGGAAAAGAGCAAUUGCUUGACCCAGAAGUGGUGUCAGCUUUCAAAGAAGACCUCGGCGUUGGGGGAGAAAAGGUGCUCAAAUGCCAGUUUAUCAGGCAGUCAGGAUCUGUGUGGGAAGUCAGUCUUGAAGACGGUGGUGAGACUGUCAAGUGUAAGGCACCUACUAAAUGCUCAACUAAUGGUUUUGAAACUGCCCCAGAAAAAUUUGAACAAGUUGAGGAAAAACCUGGCCAGAACUCUGACACCAGGAAUGUGCCAGAGAACUCAGAGAAAUUGUUGCAUAACCCUUGCUCUGUGUGUUACCACCAACAAGAGUUUUUGGUGGGACAGAAGUUGGAGGUCUACAUCACAGCUAUAAAUGAUUAUCAGACCUUUUGGUGUCAGCCUGCGCACUCUGAAGAGCUUGAACAGAUAACUUCAAGUGUCUCAGAAGUGGGAGAUGAAGCCGAUCACAAACCUAUUGACCCAGGCUCGCUCUCCCCCGGCAGCCCAUGCAUUGCUCUCUUUUCAGACGACGAUUUUUGGUACCGUGCAGAGGUCAUCGACAAAGAUGGAGAUGAGCUGUCUGUUCUCUUUGUAGACUAUGGAAACAAGUCCCAAGUCAACGUUACAAAUGUGAGAGAAAUGCCCCCUGGCCUGAUGGAAAGUCCUCAACAGGCAUUUUUGUGCGAGCUUGAAAACUUUGAUGCGUCACAUGGAUCCUGGGACAGUGGAGUGGUAGAUGAGUUGUCAGCGCUCACAGCAGACAAAGCGUUACAGCUGACUGUCACCAGAGUCUCAAGAGCAGAAGGAAACUUCAAAUGCCUUGUGCUGAUGGAAUGUGAGGGCCAGGUUCUAAAUGAAGCACUGAAAACCUGGUGGAAGAGCUCCACGAGGGAAAACGAACCUGGUGCAGUUGGACCGACCACUUCGUACGAAACGCCACGGCAGCGUGACUCAACAGUGGCAGAGACUGCACCAUCCGAGGAUGCCCUCGAGUGUCCCGAAGGCCAAGACAUGGAUACCGCUGAUGCUUGCAUUCACCCUCAGAGAGACAACAGUGAAGAGCGGAGCACUGCUGAGUUUGCGGACACCCACGCAGGUGUUUUGCCAUGUGAUAGUGGCAUAGAUGAAGCCAUGUUUCCUCCACUUACUGACAAAGGUGACCAAAGUGUUUUGAUCUCGGGCUGUGACAAGAGUGCAGUGGAAACUGAAAGAGGCACCGAAGAGGAGGGCUUUUCACUGAUGGACAUAAUAGGGCCAGAUGACUUGAGUUCUCCAUUCGAUGAGUCUCUGCUUGGGGAGGUUAAUACCUCCAGCAUGGAAAGCAGCUUUGACGUCAUACAUUUUUCUGAUCUGACUGAGGAAAGAGAUGACAGCGUGGUUACCUUAGCAAGGGAUACAUAUUUUACCAGUACAACAGUGAAAAUGGUUUCCCGUGAAGCUCUUCGUCGCAGGGAGAACAUUGAUCUGCCUGAGACCCAUGGUAACAUUUCUGACGACUUGCAUCAGAAUCAGACAGAAUUGGUGCUGCCUUCCUGUGUGCUUCCUGCGUUGGAUGCUCCUACAGAGCAGGAAAUUGACAGUGGAGAUGAUGUCCCAAAGGAAGAGCUGCCAUGUGUUACCACACAUGCUGAGAAUGACUUGAUGACUGGAGAGGAGACCUUGGCUCAUCGCCAGGAUACAUAUUCAGCCCUGCUAGCUGACUCUGACACAGCAGAGAGUGAGCCGCAGACCUGCACGGCUCCCUCUCAAGAUUCGGGAGACGGGGUUGAAGAGGUCCCGUGUUCUGUUGAAGUAGUAGUCAGGUGUUCUGUUGAAGAAGAGGUCCCGUGUGCAGUUGAAGAAGAGGUCCUGUGUGCAGUUGAAGUAGAUGUCCCGUGUGAUGUUGAAGAAGAGGUCCCGUGUUCUGUUGAAGUAGUAGUCAGGUGUUCUGUUGAAGAAGAGGUCCUGUGUGCAGUUGAAGUAGAUGUCCCGUGUGAUGUUGAAGAAGCGGUGACCUGUUCUGUUGAAGCAGUGACUUCUUCUGUUGAAGGAGAGGUCCCGUGUACAGUUGAAGGAAAGGUCUCGUGUACAGUUGAAGAAGCGGUGACCUGUGCUGUUGAAGAAGCGGUGACCUGUGCUGUUGAAGAAGAGGUCCCGUGCUCUGUUGAAGAAGAGGUCCUGUGCUCUGUUGAAGAAGAGGUCCUGUGCUCUGUUGAAGAGGCCUGUUUGACAGACAUCUGCACAGAUCCAAAUGAGCCAAGUGGUGAUGACAAAGUCACUCGUGCCAGAUAUCUCAGCAGUACGACAGUAGAGGAAAUGGUCCAGAAUGAAUCGUUGCCGCUUCCUUGUAGGGUGCUUCUUCAUGAACAAAUAAUUGAAGCUUCCUCAGAGAAAGAAAUGGGAGACUUUGCCCUACAGGAUGAGGCGAUACAUAACCAGAAUAACUCUGAGACUGAAGACGAGACCUCAUCUCUUCAUGAAGACAGCUCAUCUUGUCACGAGGAUGAACUUUUUGCUCUGCCAUCUCGCACGGAGCCACAAGCCUACACAGUUCCCUGUCCAGAUUUGAGUCACCUGGUUGAAGAGGUAACCUGUCUUGUCGGAGAGAUCUGUCUGACGGACGUCUGCAGAGACUCACGGCAUGAAGGCAAAAGGGAGGAGAGCGAGCAGCUGGUGCCUACACCCCCUGAUGAAAAUGAGGAUUUCAGCGAAGGUGUGCUUGAGGAAGAAAUGUCCCCUUAUGCUGAUGACAGUUUUGAGGCCCAGCUGUCACAGAUAACUCACCUCUCUCUGAUAAUCAAUGAUGACUCAGCUGAUAUUGUGCUAGUUGAGCAGCAGCCAGAGGAGUAACCACCCUCGGAUCCCUUCAUUUGCCUUAUCGGCAACAUUCUAUCAACUGCAUAUGCCUUAAGUUACAACAGGUUCAAGUUCUGUUUGUUUUUUUGUUAGUUUUUUUUCCUUUGCUGCGUCAAUGGCAGUUUUGAUUUGUUUAGAUUGACCUGGCAGGUCAUCGUUGUCCUUCGGCCCAGUGGCUCAUUUCAUUGUUCCUGUUGGAAAAACAACCUUAUGGUUAAAAGUGGCUUUGUACAGUAAUGGCUGUAAUACCUCCCGAGUUUGCCAGUGUCCACGUGCUUAGCCAGUGUUACUUGAUCUGUUGUGAUUAACUGCCACAUCAUUAUUUUGGAAAUUACUGAAUCUUUUGUUUAAAAAGCUAUAAAUGGCAGAUUUGAAUGGUUGUCUGGUGAAAUGCAGUUUUGUGUGGAUACAUGCAUGCCUUUAAGAAAUAUUUAUGUUGGCACAAUAAAUAUUCCAGAUUUAUGGA